Messenger RNA from Rhodofomes roseus, 1229 nucleotides. Its product is annotated as homeobox domain-containing protein. NCBI's taxonomy places the organism in Eukaryota, Fungi, Basidiomycota, Agaricomycetes, Polyporales, Fomitopsidaceae. The record is from RefSeq and is a predicted model, not a curated record. Gene Ontology annotation, molecular function: DNA binding; DNA-binding transcription factor activity, RNA polymerase II-specific. Bases 97 to 1089 code for a protein of 330 amino acids. Gene Ontology annotation, biological process: regulation of transcription by RNA polymerase II. Gene Ontology annotation, cellular component: nucleus. The transcript is spliced from 2 exons.
CUACCCUCCAGUCAGCCUCCCACUCCCCAUACUUAUAUUCUCUAGCAUGCAUUGACCCUCCCGUAUGAUCAAGACAGAGAAUCUGUCUACUACAACAUGCGCCCGACGACACGCUCCCAAGUCGGUGCUCCUCCUUCUGAGCCCGCCCCCAGUCGAGUUCAAGGCAUCCCGGCACAGUUCACAAACGACAAUACCGAGAAUGUAUUUGAAGCAGGUAACAUGAAGGAGAAGAAGCCGCGUCACCGCAUCACCCGCCACCAGCUGGAUCGUCUAGAAGCGUUGUACGAAGAGAAUACACAUCCCAGUCGGCAGGUCAAACAAUCACUUGCUAACGAUGUCGGCCUACCGUUGAAGAACAUCACCAUCUGGUUCCAGAACAAGCGGCAGACGAAUCGGAGGAAGAGUAGGAGGUUCACUAACAGAGAGGAGACAGGCCGGAUCGUGGAGCCUGCACCACUCGAAUUGGGACCAUCGACAAGACUUCUAUUGGGUCUGACCCCAGAGCCCGCUAGCUCAGAGAAGGAAUCGCCAUCUGUCAGAAAGGACCGUUCUAGCAGGGAGCGUACCGCUACGCCCACUCCUAGUGUCUCUGCUGGGAGGUCUGCCAACGCUACGCCUAGUCUCCGCCGUGAAGAGGCCUACGCCCAGGACAUCUGGGCGCACAUGCCCUCGUCUCCGCCGACGCCUGCUCUGGUUCACACUUCGAUCGACACCGCCAGUCCAUCUAUGCUGCUGUUCGAAGACGAUGUGUUCGGCCCAGUCAUCGCUAGUCACCAAGUGCGAACCCCAAUCGCUGGGAUGAGGAAACCGGACCUCGAAUGGGCCUGUGCGCGUGCGGAGAAGCGGUCUCGAAUUCGGACCAGCGCCUGCAGGAGUCAAUGGUCGCCGGACAUAUCCUCUGACCUGGACGUACUGAGAACAGGCAAGCAUCGUGUUGAGCUGGACGAAGGCCCCGACAAUUCGAAGAGCCAGACAUUUUACCCCGAUAUUCCGAUUCCUGCUGAAUACCGCGCUCUCUUCCCUGUGGAUAUGAUUGAGGGUGCUUCUCUGCUUCUGGGUCUCAAGCACGCUGGAGGAGGUCGCACUUGAUCGAUUCAUGUGACGAGGACGGGGAUGUUCCACGUUUUGAGACUUGUAUCUACGGAAGAUGUGGGCGAUGCAUCGUGUCGUGUAUUCCAUCAUCGUGUCGCGGAGCGAUUGCGAGAGGUCGUGAUGCAUGAUGAGAUACA